Messenger RNA from Dictyostelium discoideum AX4, 1452 nucleotides. It is a transcript of the gene phr2AB, whose product is annotated as protein phosphatase 2A regulatory subunit. The transcript has 5 exons. The record is from RefSeq and is a predicted model, not a curated record. NCBI's taxonomy places the organism in Eukaryota, Evosea, Eumycetozoa, Dictyosteliales, Dictyosteliaceae. The coding region runs from base 1 to 1452 and encodes 483 amino acids.
AUGACAGAACCAUUAGACUGGAGAUUUAGCCAAACAUUUGGAGGAAAAGGAAACGAAGAUGCUUCAGAUGCAAAUGUAGUUCCAGCUAUAGAGUUUGACCAAACUGGGGAUUUUAUUGCUGUUGGGGAUAAAGGUGGUAAAGUUUUACUUUUAAAAAGAACACAUGAUAAACAAUCAAGCAAGAAGAGCAAAUUACCAGAAUACAGAUUCUAUUCAGAAUUUCAAAGUCAUGAACCAGAAUUUGAUUACUUAAAGAGUUUAGAGAUUGAAGAGAAAAUUAAUAAAAUCAAGUGGUGCCCAAAACAAAAUGAUGCCCAAUUUUUGUUAACAACAAAUGAUAAAACCAUUAAAUUGUGGAAAGUUUAUGAAAAGAAAAUCAAACAAGUUUCAACAUCAGCAACAACAACUGGACCAUCUUAUAAUGGUAGUUUAGCAUCAAAUAAUACUAGAUCUCCGUCACAUACAACAUAUAUUUAUAAUAGCAGUGGUGCUCAUAACAUGAAUAAUAAUAUGAACAACAGCAAUAAUAAUAAUAAUUUAAAUAAUUUCAAGAUACCAAAAUUAACAACUAGAGAGACAGUAGUAACAGCAACACCAAGAAAAAUAUUUCAAAAUGCACAUGCAUAUCAUAUUAAUUCAAUUUCAUUGAAUAGUGAUGGUGAAACAUAUAUAUCAUCGGAUGAUCUUAGAAUUCACUUGUGGAAUUUAAAUAUUAAUACCGAAUGUUUUAAUGUGGUAGAUAUUAAACCAACCAACAUGGAAGAUCUUACCGAGGUUAUUACAUCGGCCGAGUUUCAUCCUACCUCAUGUAAUAUAUUUAUGUACAGCUCAAGUAAGGGAACAAUAAAGUUGGGAGAUCUUCGUUCAUCAGCACUCUGUGAUAACCAUGCCAAAGUAUUUGAAGAGUAUGAAGACCCAUCAAAUAAAUCAUUUUUCAGUGAGAUCAUUUCAUCCAUCAGUGACAUUAAAUUCAGUAGAGACGGUAGAUACAUCCUCAGUAGAGAUUUCUUAACACUCAAACUUUGGGAUAUCAACAUGGAAAACAAACCCGUCAAAACCAUUCAAAUUCACGAUUAUCUUAAACCAAAACUCUGCGACCUUUACGAAAACGAUUGUAUCUUUGAUAAGUUUGAAUGUACAUUGAAUCAUGAUGGAACUCAAAUGCUCACCGGUUCCUAUCACAAUUAUCUCCACAUCUACGAUCGUAACUCUAAACAAGAUGUCUGCUUAGAGGCCUCAAAACAAGCCACAAAAUCAAAAACAAAAACACUCACCACCAAAAUGAAAUUACGUUCCUCCAAAAAAGAACCAAAGAAACCAGAAGAUAUUCAUCCUGAUGCUAUCGAGUAUACUAAGAAAACCCUUCAUUGUGCAUGGCAUCCAAAAGAUAAUCUCAUUGCUGUUGGUGCCGCUAAUACCGUGUAUUUAUAUGCUGCUACUGAAAAUAAAUAA